This is a messenger RNA of Lathyrus oleraceus (garden pea), 1737 nucleotides long. RefSeq names its product transcription factor MYB26. NCBI's taxonomy places the organism in Eukaryota, Viridiplantae, Streptophyta, Magnoliopsida, Fabales, Fabaceae. The transcript is spliced from 3 exons. The coding region runs from base 124 to 1365 and encodes 413 amino acids. The record is from RefSeq and is a predicted model, not a curated record.
AUAAACCAUUAUAUUGGGCCACCAUUGUACAACUUCCACAUUGGAUUCACCACCUCACACUUUCUUCUGCAUAUAUCAUCCUUUUCUCUGUUACUCUCUUCACACCAUUCUUUUCAUCAUUUAAUGCAACCUAUUCUAUUCUUAAACAUAAGCCAAAGAUUCAAGAUACAACUUCCUCUGUCAUUUAUUUCACCAUUUUCAAAUAACACCAAAACAGUUGAUAAAACAUUGUUGUCGUCCAUAUUGGAUGUAUUUGUCAUUUCACACUUAUUCAUCAAACUAAGGAGAGAAAAACAAAAACAAGACAUCAUCAUGGGACAUCACUCUUGCUGCAACAAACAGAAAGUGAAAAGAGGUUUAUGGUCUCCUGAAGAAGAUGAAAAACUCAUCAAAUACAUCACUACUUAUGGACAUGGUUGUUGGAGCUCAGUUCCAAAACUUGCUGGUUUGCAAAGAUGUGGAAAGAGUUGCAGAUUAAGAUGGAUCAAUUAUCUAAGACCUGAUUUGAAACGUGGAAGUUUCUCUCAUCAAGAAGCUUCACUCAUUAUAGAACUCCAUAGCAUUCUAGGAAAUAGGUGGGCUCAGAUUGCGAAGCAUUUACCGGGAAGAACUGAUAAUGAGGUGAAAAACUUUUGGAAUUCAAGCAUAAAGAAGAAAAUUCUUUCUCAUGAUAUUAUUCCAUCUUUCACCACAAUUUCUGAUAUUCAUACCCCCUACAAUAUUGGUUUUUUUGAGAGUUUUUUCCCAAACCCUAAUUUGAUCCAAAACUUCAACCAUCAUCACCAUCAAGAUAACCUAUACCUUCCAACCUCAUCUCAAAAUCUACAAGACAAUUUCCACCAAAUUGACACAAAGGUAGAUAUCCAUAACCAUUUGAAUGCCAACUUCCUUCACAUUCAAAAUCCAAUGCCACAAAUAGUACAACCAAUAUCUAAUCCUUUACCUUGUGAAGAUACAUGGCCUUUGAAUUGUGAAACUCUUCAUCUAAAUCAUAAUCUAUUACAAAAUCAAGUUUCCAAAAGUGAUGUCACCCCACUUAACAAGUUAAUGCAACAAUAUGAUCACAACUUGGUAGAACUUGAAACCUUUUUUCCUAAACUCAGUGAUCAUAGUUUUGAGGAUUAUGUUUGUAGCAUCCUAGAUUCAUCCGAUUCCAAGGAACAUGAAGCUCCAACAAAAUUUCAAUGCUACACUCCUAGUAUUAUUUAUCCACAAGAUCAAAAUGUGGAAGUCAUUCAUUUGGAUAACAUUGAUGCCCUCAUGUCAUCAUCAUUUCCAUCCUCAAGCAGCCAAAUAGUCACAAACCCUAUUAUUCCUUUAGGAUGGGAGCAUGAUCAUCGUUUUAAAUCGCAGUUGCAGUCGUAGUAGUUACAAAUAUGCUGUGAAAUUUUAUAUUGCGGCACAAUUGAAAAAAGUUCUAUCAAUAUGGUCAAAUUCGGUCGCGACUACAAUUUCUAACAAGGGAUAUGAAUUUGAUUUUAUCUAUUUACAAUAUGGGGGAUUUAUUUGUUGAUCAAUAUGCAUUUAAUUAUCUAAUGUAUUUUUUUCUUCAAGAGUGUGUUUAGAUUUGAUUUUAUUUGUUAACCUAAACCUUGCUAGUUUAGGUAUUUCCAUUAAGUGAUGCUUGUUGAAAGUUGAAUAAAUGUGUGAUGUACGUUUAGGUUCAUUUACAUGCAUGCAUGUAUGUUUGUCACCUUGAAGUAUAGUAUGUGAAUCAAUAUUAUUUAUGGAGAGCUA